CGUGAGUCGCUCCGGUUGGUAAAAAUACUACUGCUGUGAGGUACGCUCGGUAAGCCACGCCUAGGAUCAACAAAGCGUCAUACAUGAGCAUCUCCGCAUCACCGCCGAAGUAUACCUUCAUUCGGACAUUAAUGCCCGGAACAUCGUUUCCCACUGAAGCUCCAAGCCUCCAACCACCGCCGCUUUAAAUCCAACUCGUCCCACUCGACUCAGCCAGCAAACCCGAGUUCGGGCUCCGAUCCGACGCCGCCUCUCAUGGCGUCUCCUCCUGCUUCCGCCGCGCUCCUCCUCCUCUUCGUCUCCCUCCUCGUCGUCCCUUCGCGCUCCCACGUCCGAUCCGCCGACGACGCCUUCACGUCGAUCCUCAUAUCCCAGAACGGCCUCGAUUUCGUCAAGGACCUGCUCGUCACCAAGGCGAUCGCCUCCGCCGUCCCGCUCCGGCUGCCGGACAUCCAGAAAUCCCAGAAGAUACCCUUCGUCGGCGACGUCAAGAUGGUCCUCUCCGACAUCACGAUUUACGAAAUCGGCGUCUCGAGCUCGUAUCUCCAGCCCGGGGACUCCGGCGUCGCGAUCGUCGCGUCGGGGACGACCUGCAAUUUGAGCAUGAGUUGGUUCUACUCUUACAGGAACACUUGGCUCGUGCCGGUCGAGGUUUCCGACAGGGGACGCGCUGCUGUUCAGGUUAAAGGCAUGGAAGUGGGGCUUACAGUAGGCUUGGAGAACCAUGAAGGUACCCUGAAGCUCUCUCUAAUGAACUCCGGUUGUCAUGUUCGAGAUAUAUCGAUAAAGUUGGAUGGAGGUGCAGCUUGGCUGUAUCAAGGAAUGGUUGAUGCAUUCGGAGCACAAAUCGCCUCAGCAGUGGAAAGUGCUAUAACGAAAAAGCUUAAAGAAGGGAUAUCAAAACUUGAUUCCCUUCUCCAAUCUCUUCCCAAAGAAGUUCAUGUGGAUGAUAAUGCCUCUCUUAAUGUGACAUUCGUGAAUGAUCCUCAAUUGAGUAGUUCUUCAAUUGGAUUUGAGAUCAACGGUUUAUUCAUGGGACGACAGAAGGAGAUGCUCUCCAACUACUACCACAGAAAUCCACACCUUUCAGUUCUCUGUAGAGAUUCAGCCAAAAUGCUUGGGAUUACAUUAGACGAGGCUGUGUUCAACUCUGCAUCAUCCUUGUAUUACGAUGCAGAGUUUAUGCGUUGGACUGUGGAUAAAGUGCCGGAUCAAUCUCUUCUGAAUACUGCUGAAUGGAGAUUUAUUAUUCCGCAAUUGUAUAAAAAAUACCCAAAUGACGAUAUGGACCUGAAUAUAUCAUUGUCCUCUCCUCCAGAGAUCAGAAUAUCAGAGAACAAUAUAGAUGCUACUGUAUAUGCAGACCUGAUAAUUGAUGUUCUGGAAGCAGGCGAAGUAAUACCAGUAGCGUGCAUCUCGUUGGUGAUACGAGGUUCCGGUUCCGUUAAAAUCUUACAGAACAAUCUUGCUGGAAGCGUAAAAUUGAAUGAUUUUGCAAUGUCACUAAAGUGGAGUAAUAUUGGUAAUCUGCGAGUGUAUCUUAUUCAGCCAGUAAUAUGGACAGUUAUUGAAACUGUGUUCUUGCCGUACGUGAACGCACACCUUGCCAAAGGAUUUCCGUUGCCAAUAAUCCACGGUUUCACCCUUCAGAAUGCUGAUAUAGUCUGCUCUGCUUCGAGAAUCACCGUUUGCAGUGAUGUAUCCUAUGCUGAAGCGGCCAACUUGAAGACCCUAUUGAUGCGCUUCCUGUAAUUACUGUUCUCAGAUGUAGGUGAGAGAGACCGGUGCCGGCUUACUAUUUGUACAGUGUUGUAGCUUAUGCAGAGAGAGCAGGGCAUGGUGCCAACUCCAGUUGCUAUGAUCCGCCAAGCUGGGCUCUGCUUAAGCGUUUCUUCAAAAAGGGUGCUGAAUGUGAGCGUUUGUCAUAAGCCGAGGUUUGGAGUAAAUUCAGAUACGCCACUUUGCCACAAUCACGGCAUAUUCAGUCCGCAAGAUCGAGACCUGCACGGGCAAUUGCUCUCGCCGUGUGAAUCAGUUUCAACUCAUGACUGAUGUCAUGACUGUCACCUUACACUUGACUCACUGUAUCGGUGUCACCUUACACUUGAUCCACUGUAUCGGCUGCACAAAAUACACAAUGGUUUCUGCUGACAUGAUAUACCUUUGAUUUCUCCCCCCUCAUUCUCCAUUUUACUUGCCUUUUUAUAUUCCAUUGACUUGAUUAACAGAUGAUGCAUAUAUAAAGAUAGGGGUACUAAUGUGCGUAUGCAUGAAUGGAAACAAAGAUCCAAAUUUCUUCGGACGCUUACUUCAA
Syzygium oleosum is the source of this 2314-nucleotide messenger RNA. RefSeq names its product putative BPI/LBP family protein At1g04970. Bases 256 to 1752 code for a protein of 498 amino acids. Gene Ontology annotation, molecular function: lipid binding. The transcript has 6 exons. NCBI's taxonomy places the organism in Eukaryota, Viridiplantae, Streptophyta, Magnoliopsida, Myrtales, Myrtaceae. The record is from RefSeq and is a predicted model, not a curated record.